Messenger RNA from Penicillium taxi, 1599 nucleotides. RefSeq names its product putative amino acid transporter. Bases 1 to 1599 code for a protein of 532 amino acids. The transcript has 5 exons. Gene Ontology annotation, molecular function: amino acid transmembrane transporter activity. Gene Ontology annotation, cellular component: endoplasmic reticulum. The record is from RefSeq and is a predicted model, not a curated record. Gene Ontology annotation, biological process: amino acid transmembrane transport. NCBI's taxonomy places the organism in Eukaryota, Fungi, Ascomycota, Eurotiomycetes, Eurotiales, Aspergillaceae.
AUGUUGGAGGAUGAGGCCAACCAUGGCUUCCUCCCCGAUCAAGAUGACCAUGAAGCCCUACUGUCAAGUCAUUUACUUGAACAACCUAAUAGUCCAUUGGAACCCUCCCCAGCUACCUCACCAUCGCUAAGACCGUCGCAAACGAGACCAAAAAAUCCCCAGCGGCAAUCUUCCAUAUCUCAGCGUGCCCUUGAUGGACAUCCACGGACACCCCGUACCACAAAUCGUGUAAGAUUUGACAUUGACGACGGGAUCCAGGAAGAUGAAUAUACUGCGACCGGUCGCGCUCAAAGCCCUGAUGACUCGGCCUGGCUGGAUGAUGAUGAUUACGAGCUAGAUAAUCAAGGCAGACAUAGCAGAGGAUAUGAGGGGCAGAGUAUUCCUCUUCUCACAUCCAUUGAAGCCCCUAGCGUGACCCUUGCAACAUCAGAUUUCUUCCCAGAGGAUCACCUUGAAAGUGCUCGGCCACGGAGUGGCAUGAAGAUGGCAUUCAUGAAUAUGGCAAACAGUAUCAUUGGUGCAGGCAUCAUUGGUCAACCAUAUGCACUUCGCCAGGCUGGUUUGACCAUGGGAAUAUUACUGUUGGUAAUAUUGACUGUCACUGUGGAUUGGACUAUCCGUUUGAUCGUGGUCAACUCAAAGCUGAGUGGGGCAGAUUCAUUCCAGGCCACUAUGCAACAUUGCUUUGGAAAGAGUGGUCUGGUUGCAAUCUCCAUUGCUCAGUGGGCCUUUGCUUUUGGUGGAAUGAUUGCCUUUUGUAUUAUUGUGGGUGAUACAAUUCCCCAUGUAUUAGGAGCUAUGUUUCCGUCCAUGCAGGAUAUGGCAUUCCUGUGGCUGCUUACAGAUCGGAGAGCGGUGAUUGUUCUUUUUGUCCUAGGGGUCUCCUAUCCCCUUUCUCUAUACAGAGAUAUUGCCAAGCUGGCAAAAGCAUCAGCACUAGCUUUAGUCAGUAUGGCCAUUAUCGUGGUGACUAUCGUCACUCAGGGCUUUCGAGUCCCAGCAGACUCGAGGGGAGAAGUCAAAAGUCUUCUUUUUAUUAACUCAGGGUUUUUCCAAGCGGUUGGAGUGAUAUCUUUUGCAUUUGUUUGCCGCUUUCUUUUUUUUGGCUCAAAAACCCAGGGCAACCUACUGAACAACUUCCCACCAGACAACAUCAUGGUCAAUAUUGCUCGCUUUUGCUUUGGACUGAACAUGCUCACUACCUUACCUCUCGAGGCUUUUGUCUGCCGCUCUGUCAUGACAACAUACUAUUUCCCUGAUGAGCCAUUCAACCUAAAUCGGCACUUGAUCUUCACCACAUCACUAGUAGUGUCAUCUAUUGCUAUAGCAUUGAUUACAUGUGAUCUUGGAAGUGUAUUUGAGCUUAUUGGGGCAACGAGUGCUGCUGCCCUGGCAUACAUAUUCCCUCCACUUUGUUACAUCAAGCUCAGCAGUGCCAGUUGGCGUGGAAAGAUUCCAGCUUAUCUGUGUGUUGGAUUUGGGUUCAUCGUGAUGGGUGUCAGUGUUAUACAGGCUGUGGCCAAGAUUAUCAAAAGUAUGCAAUUUACUCCCACCCUCAUUCCUUGGAAGGUUUUGUACCUAGAUACCAAGGUACCUUGA